AUGCCAAAUAAUGUGGCCGAGUUCAGCGCAACCUUGUGGAGGAUUGCGAAGUGUGUCCUGGAUUCCACUUUGACGCUGCUGUGCGCUGGCUUGUUGCUGGCUGCACUGUGCGUGCCGUGGCGGCUGCCGUUCGCAGUCCUCAGCUCGCGAAGGGAGACUUUCAAUAAGCUGGAAGACUUUCAGGCUUUCGCUGCCUCGCAGUUCCUUCUCUCCAUGCUGGACCUACUGGUUCUGGCAAGUGUUCUGCCAUCGUUGGUUUGGCCGCUGCGCUGGUGCCGGAGCUGUGUGUUGAUCAAAGAGUCUUUGUGCGGUUCUGCUGAUCGUACGUCAUGCCGCCAUGAAUAUUGCAUGCAGCUCAGAGGGGACUUAUUUCUGAACGCUGUUUCCAGCUAUGCGGAUUUGAUAGUGUUGCCUGUGGUGUGCGUUGCACUCGUGGCUUUUUGGCGAUGGACUCCAAUCCACACGAAGAGCUUGAAAGUGGCUUUGCAGGAAGACACUUGGUGCGAGCGGCUGUCUUCAGCUCGGAACUGGGCGGCAUGGACAGGUUUGAACGCGAUCCUGGACUUGCCCUUUGUCAUCAUGGGUCUGGCAUCGGUUGCAGUGCCCUCACGCAUCGCAGCUUUCUGGUCAGUGCUGGUCACCAGAGAUGGGUUCGAGGAUCGUGAGGACGAUUGCGAAGCCCGGCUUUGCUUGUUCGUGCUUCCUUUCCUAUCUCUCACCGAUGUCGUGGCAGCACUUCUGGCCGUGGUUGGCGUGAUCAACCCAUUGCGGAGUGCACAGGCGGUGCGACUAUUGUCGAGUUGCUGCCAUGCUGAGAACAGUUCGUUCCUAGGCCUGUCUUUGCAGUUUCAGAAGGCCGUGCAGUGGAAUUCGCGGUUGCGCCAGAGGGCGCUGCUGAUUGGCCUGUGUUCCCUGAUGGACGUCUUCGUCCUGCCGUUCAGUCUUUCGGUCUGUGCAACGGUGUACAGAGCUGGUCCGCUGAUUGUGCAACUAUGGCCUUCUACCAGCCCGGCAACUGUUGCUUCGCAGUCUCCAGGCAUGCCAUCUUUGACAGAUCCUUCCCUUGGAACGGGAGACAUGGCGAGACUCGCAGACGACUUGCCCUUCUCGGCGCUUCACAGGGUUGCUUUCCGGCAGUUCGGGCUGAUUCUACUGGACCUCCUGACCUUGCCCAGCAGCCUGCUGGUUCUGCUGACGUGGUACAGGUUCACGCACCUCUCGUCGGAGAUGCAGAAGGUGCGGCGACGCUACCCGGCUGCCUCUCCGGUGGCCUACCAUGCCGCUGUGCUGGCCAACUCUUGUGUUGUCCUGCAUGACGUGGUUCUCUCCGUCUGCAGCCUCAGCCUGGUCUUGACCGUCUACAGGAUCCGCGCAGCCACCCGCGCCGUAAGAGCUGAGGAGCCGAGGGUGAGGCUCUGGCAAGAGAUCGGCAAUUUACUGCUGGAUCUGCCACUUCUUCCACUGUACAUGUUUCUCCUCGUCACCCUCUGGAGAGCGGACCUCGUCACCCAGAAAAUGUUUAAGGCAGAGAACAAUCGUGACCGGAGGUCUGCCGUACUGUGGGAGUUCCUGGAGCUUCUGAGGGAUUUUCUUGGAUGGCUUGCACUGCUGGUCCUUGCGGUGACGCUGGUUCGAUUGCCAAAGGUUUUGCUGGACAUUUGCGCUCAGCGGGCGCAGCCGGUGGCUGGGCUGCCACGCCUGCAGCUCACACAUGUCCGGCUGCGAUGUCCCCCUGACCAUGCCCCUGAUCGCCGGCUUGUGAUUCAUGCGGAAGGCCUCCAAGAUGCAUCUCGUGCCCGAUGCGAGAUUGGCAGCAUCCGCAUCAACGUGAUCUCCAGCAGGUUUUGGGAGGAGAUUGGCCGCCUCCUCGGGUCAGGUGUUGCGAGCCUGGGAAGGGCGCUGCUCCCCUACACCCUCGUGGACGGCAAGCACAUGGAUUACGGUGGCUUCCUUCCAGCUUCUGCUUCCAUCGAGCUGCGCCUGGGCGGGAAGGACAUGAAGUCCAAGCUGCUGCAGCUGGAUGAGAACAUGGCCAUGUGCGUGCAGAUCGAGCACAAGGAUCCCCAGGGAGCAGUGGAGGUACUCGCACGGCUGCCCAUUCCGAUGUUGCCCUUGCAGCAAGCGGUUCGGAGUCCAGGCGACGCUGUAGAAGUCGACGAAGCUCUGCUCACGGCCUCGCCAGAAGACGUCUGUGGGCCUUUGCUGGCUGGGGCAGGCAUCCGGAAUGCCCUCUGGCUGUGUGCGUUGCGCGAGCUCUGGCAGCUGUGCCUGGACAUUGUGCACUUGCUGCUCUUCGCUUUCCUUGCGUUGGCCCCGUGGCGCCUUCUGGCCUGCGCCUACUACGCCUGCGCCCACUCGGCAGUCUGGCUCGCGGUGCUUACCGAGCAGGCUGUCAGCCUCAUGCGACUGAAGCGGGCCAUGCUCGGCCUGUAUCGGGGAGGUUUGGAGCCCGCUUUGAACUCCGCCGCCAAGGAUCCGUCUCGGCGAACCCAUGCGAAGCUUUGCGAGGUGGUCGCACAAGAGCAAGCCCGGACGCCACUGCCGAGCCAGGGCAAGGAGCGCGCGCUGAUCUUGGAGCUGCAGCGUCACGGGCAGACGUCCUUUGGUUUUGUCGAGAAGCUGCGGUCACUCUCCUCUCUGCAAGAUGCAGUCGCCAGUUACUGGCCGUCCCUUACCCUGGGCGCCAACAUGCAGUUGGCCGACCGGGCCUUCGAGCCGGAGGAGCACGCACUGGCUCUUCUGAUGAUCGCGGAGGCACAGUCGACUGCAGACCAGCUGUCAAACACAUCCAUGGACGAGCUGAAGGCAGAGAGCUUGGACUUCCGACGCGCGGCGGAUGCGGAGUUUGGGAGGUGUGGCCUUUGCGGCAAAACCCUGCCGGAGCUGCGGCGCUUGGUGCAGAUUUUUGUCGCCGAAGGUGUGAAAGACUACCUCACGCUUGCUCUGGCAGUGCUCCUGCUGGUGUCCGUCUACCGCGUGCCGAAGGUCCUGCGCGGGGUCUUCCAGGAUCGUCAUUCGGACCUGAUUCACCGUGUCAGGGCCGUGCUGAGAUGCCAGGUGCUGCUGCUGGCCUGGGACGUUUGGAUGCUUUGUACUACUGUACUUGCUGCAAUCCUGGCCAUGGUCACGCUAGUCCGAACCAUGGAGUUCUUGCAGAACGCCUUCCUGCACUGUAGCACUCUCCGCGAGGUCCGUGGUGCAGCGCUCACGGCCUUGUCCGAGGCCGCCCGGCACUGGUGGGAGCUCCUCUUGCUCCUGACGCUCUGGAAGACCUACAAGACCUUGGUCCAUGCGGCCGUCUGCGCAUUGCUGCUUCCGGCCUACAGCUUGGAGGUCGGACCCUUUGUCAUCCGCAUUGUUCUUUGGCUCCUACUCUGCGCACUUCCCUGGACCACGUUGCCAUUUCAGUAUGUACUCUUGGCCUUCGCCCUCGUCGUCGUCGGCUGCUUCGCGUUGCGGGGCCUCCCUUGCCGGAGCGAGGCGACUGCCAGUGCAGCGGCGCCGCUGCACUUGCGGGUGACAGGCAUGAAUGCUGUGGUGCUGCUCUGUAUCGUCGCCGAAGCAGCGUUGCUGUCCUGCGUGAUCUCUCUGCGGCCGCUGUUGCAGCAGGAGGCUUUCUUCUCGGCCUCCGCAGCUGUCACGGGCCUAUGGCUCCUGGUCAUCUCACUGCCGCAUACGCAGCCGGAAGGCCUUUCCGCUGUGCAGGAUGGCCAUCGUCAAGGCGUCCUGGGCUCUGCGAAGUUCCAUGCGGCCUGGCAGCUGAUGCGGCGCGGGCUUGCGCUGCCAGCGGCCGUGGUUCUGCUCCUGCACUGCGGGGCCGGGGGCCCGCUGGGCCGCUGGAGCUGCAUGCUGCUGGCUUUCUUGGCCUUGACGACAGCUCUGGGAGCCGACAUGCAGGCACAUCUUCAAAGCUUCAUGCCCGACAGCCUGGGCCUCGACGUCGCCCAGCCGCCAACCUUCCUGGCCGGUCUUACGAUGGCACAGAUGGUCUUCGUGGCUCAG
Messenger RNA from Symbiodinium sp. CCMP2456, 4002 nucleotides. Lineage: Eukaryota; Dinophyceae; Suessiales; Symbiodiniaceae. The record is from the annotation of a GenBank genome assembly.